AUGGGAGUUAAUCAUUCAAGCAAAAAACCCAGUGGAUUUCGCCUCCUUAACCCACCAUGGAUGCGACCUGGCAGAAAGUCCAAGAAAAAGCAGAUCACCAAGGAGGAGUAUCUUGCUGAUGAUGCUACUGAGAAGGGUACUCAGAAGCAUCAAAAAGCUAAGAAGGAAAAAUCAGCAAUGUCCACUAUUCAAGAGGAAGUGGAGGACUUGGAUGAAGUUCCACUUAUCAGGAAAAGGAAAAGGAGUGCUCAAGAAACAGCAGAACAACUUGCUUCUGAACGAGCUGCUUCUGAACAAGUUGAUUCUGAAAAACCUCUAAGUCCUAAGAAGACAAGAGAAGCUGCUCUUCAAACCAUCAGAAACAAGAGAACAAGAGAUCUAAAAACUGCUGAAGGUAGCAAAGAAGAUCAAGCUGAACAGCCAGAAGAAGAGCCAUGUGCUAAAAAGGCUAAGAAUAAGCCUAGUGUUAUGCCAAUGUAUGUUCCUACAGCAGAACAAUGGCUAUAUGCUAGGAAUUAUACUAGAACUGGGAUGGCUAAGAUGAAGGAGCUGAGACAGCAGAAGAAAAGAGAGGAACAACUUAAGGCUGCAGGGUAUAAGCUAGCUCCUGAGAAGGCUGCUGAGUUUGCUGCAUUGGCUGCUGAGGUUGAAAAGGAAACUGUUCAGGAGGGAGUGAAACUGCUUUCUCAAGCUUUGAAAGACAAGCAAGCUUCAGAAGCUACUUCUUCAGAACCAGCUUCUAAAGCUUCAGAAGCAGCUCUUCCAGAAGCUCACUCUUCAGGUACAUCACUAAAAACUGACAUCAGUACUCAGAUUCCUGACCUUCCUUCUUCACUCUCAUCAUCAUCCACUGAAUCAGAUGACCAACCCCUUAGUCAACACAUAGAAAAACUUCUAAAUAUCAAACCCACAAAACUAACAGAGUUUGGAACUUUUGACUAUGAGCAAACACAAAUUGAAUUUUCUAAGAACAGAAUUAAACUCUGUGAGAAAUUCAAUUUGCCUGCUUCUCAUCCUUUGUAUCCAGUCAUUCCAUAA
Molecule: messenger RNA, 1038 nt
Organism: Medicago truncatula (barrel medic)
Lineage: Eukaryota; Viridiplantae; Streptophyta; Magnoliopsida; Fabales; Fabaceae
Product: eukaryotic translation initiation factor 5B-like
Exons: 2
Coding region: 1-1038 (345 amino acids)
Source: RefSeq, a predicted model, not a curated record